GCAGGAGAGGGUCCUGGGGCAUCUGGGGCUUUCCUUGGCCCAGGCAGCAGCCGCAACCGCAGAGGCCGCCGGGCAUCUCUUGUUCCUACCAAACCCAGGCUGAUGUAGAGAGCCAGUCCAGACAGUUCCCGGCAGCGAUAUGGGCGUCUUCGCCCCCUUUGACAUGACAGCUCCUCCUCCUCCCGCACCGCCAGCGAAUCAGAGGCAGCCGCAUGGAGCCACGGCGGCGAACGAGCCAAUGGGCUGUAACUUCUGCGGCCGCAUCUUCCACAGCCAGGCGUCCCUGGAGGUGCACCAGCGGGUCCACACGGGACAGCGGCCGUUCAGCUGCCCACACUGCGGCAAGUCAUUCGCGCAGCCCAACAACCUCCGGGUGCACCUGCUAAUCCACAGUGGCGAAAGGCGGUACCGGUGCUCGAUCUGUGGGAAGAGUUUCAUUUCGUCAAGUCACCUUAAGAGACACAGGACSGUUCACACCCAGGAGAAACCCUACAUCUGCUCUCGGUGCGGCCAGUCCUUCACUCAACUCUGCAGCGUCCGGAGACACAGACAGCAGUCGCGGUGCGGAGAGCCGCCUCAUGCUCAAAAUGAACUCUCUGCUUGACUGUAGAAAAGGUGUUGUACAGUACGUGUGUGUGUUAGCUGUAUCUGACGUGAUUUACACUAGCUAUAGGUUUCCUGAUCAAAACGUUUCGCCUUUUAGUCUCUUGGAUGAUAGGUCCACAGAUAGAAAUUGAGAAAUGUAUGUUGUUAACUCUAAAUUAAUAUUUACCUAAAGAUGACACUGUCAUUAGUUUUAUGUGACUGUUUAGUACAAUACAUGCUGUCUUACCUUAGUCAUAAGGCAAGAUGGGGUUGUCCCUGGGAAAGGCUUGUUUUUAGAGUAGUACUUUAUUGAUCCCAACUUGGGAAAUGGUUUUAUCACUCAGCAACAUCAUCAAAUAAUUUUACGACUAGAAGAAGUCCAGGAGGACGAAGCAGGCCAUUUCAYAGACCAGUGGAUUGGACUGAGCCCUCAUCUGGCAUGGCUGACUUCACUGUGUGACUGAAUCACAGGGAUGAACGAUGCAACUAAUAAAAGGUUUUCCUGCAUGUUUUGAAGGGGUUUGAUGACAGGGUCAUUUGAGACCAAUGCACGUUCACGUGCUAGUCGGAACUAGGAAACGCWGAAAUUUACGAUUUGCCAAUUGGCUUUAGUUAUCGUAGGUGUUUAUACACUUGCUGCGCUGAACAAGUUAGCAAGUCGUAAAUGUUUAAGUUCCGACUAGCACAUGAACGCGGCAAUACUGAGGUAUAACACAGGUGAGAAGCAGUUUACACAGGCAGCCCAAUUCUGAUAUUUUUCUCCAAAUUGGUCUUUUGACCAAUCGCAUGAGAUCUUCUCACAUCCAAUCUUUUUCAGAGCCGAUCUGAUUUGUUAAAAGACCAAUUAGUUGGUGGAAAAAGAUCUGAAUUGGGUUGCCUGUGUAAACACAGCCGUUGAAAUGCACAGUGUGUGGACAGUUUACACAAUCAGGUAUCGCAAGAGAAGGGUUAAUACAUGACAGAGGAAGUGCAGGUUUAUGCUGUCAAAUCAAAUAAAUGUCAAUUAAAUUCAUGGGAAAUAGC
This is a messenger RNA of Salvelinus sp. IW2-2015, 1608 nucleotides long. Lineage: Eukaryota; Metazoa; Chordata; Actinopteri; Salmoniformes; Salmonidae. The record is from RefSeq and is a predicted model, not a curated record.